UAUCUAACAAUAGCCAGGGAUUGGCAGAGCCUGGGCAGAGCGAUAGAAGAAGGGUUUGGCAAAUUGGGCAGAAAGAAAAAACUGAAGCGACUUGAGCGAAUGCAUGUGUGUGAGUGCUGGCAAAGAGAUCGGAUCGCCAUCAGGAAUUUUUCAAAAGACACGACGAGAGUGCUCCAACUUUCUAUCUCAAAUGAGUCCUUUUGGACAUUUUUUCUUGGAGCAGCCGGCGUGUAAUUGGUGAAGAUGUCUGAUAAUGGGGACAUUGAGGACAAGCCCCCAGCCCCGCCCAUGAGGAACACCAGCACUCUGAUUGGCUCUUGCAGCAAAGAUCCCGCCCCCCAUGGCUCCAAGCCCCUCCCCCCCAACCCAGAGGACAGGAAGAAGAAAGAUCGCUCCAUCAGGUCCAUCCUGACAGGAGGAGGAGACAAGACCAACAAGAAGAAGGAGCGUCCAGAGAUCUCUCUGCCUUCUGAUUUUGAACACACCAUCCAUGUGGGCUUCGAUGCGGUCACUGGAGAGUUCACAGGCAUGCCGGAGCAAUGGGCUCGGUUACUCCAGACCUCUAACAUCACUAAGCUGGAACAGAAGAAGAAUCCUCAGGCUGUCCUUGAUGUUCUCAAAUUCUAUGACUCCAAGGAGACCAACAACAGCCAGAAAUACAUGAGCUUUACAGACAAGAGUUCAGACAACUACAGCUGUUCUAACACUGCCAGCUCCAAGGCUGUGUCAGAGACGCCUGCCAUAGCAACCGUAUCUGAGGACGAGGAAGAUGAGGCCACGCCCCCUCCUGUUGUCGCUCCCCGACCAGAACACACCAAAUCAAUAUACACUCGUUCUGUGAUAGAUCCCCUCCCAGCUCCUCCCACCAGAGACGUUGCCACUUCGCCUAUCUCCCCCCCACCUCCGGAGGGCGCCACCUCCGCCAUCACACCCCCCACUAGCCCCACCCCUAGUCCUGCUCCUGGCCCCUCCCUGCCACGCCCCGCAGACAAAACACGCAAGAAGAAGAUGUCUGAUGAAGAGAUACUGGAGAAACUGCAUGUACUCAGGUCUCCCUCUACUGGGAGUAUAGUCAGUGUGGGAGACCCCAAGAAGAAAUACACGCGCUUUGAGAAGAUCGGACAGGGUGCAUCAGGUACGGUAUAUACAGCCAUAGACAUCGCUACAGGCCAGGAGGUGGCCAUUAAACAGAUGAACCUGCAGCAGCAGCCGAAGAAGGAGCUCAUCAUCAACGAGAUCCUGGUCAUGAGGGAAAACAAGAACCCCAACAUUGUUAACUACCUGGACAGUUACCUGGUGGGGGAGGAACUAUGGGUAGUGAUGGAGUAUCUGGCUGGAGGUUCUCUGACUGACGUUGUCACGGAAACAUGUAUGGACGAGGCUCAGAUCGCUGCUGUGUGUCGGGAGUGUCUGCAGGCCUUGGAGUUCCUCCAUUCUAACCAGGUGAUCCAUCGCGACAUCAAGAGUGACAACAUCCUUCUGGGAAUAGACGGAUCAGUGAAACUCACUGACUUUGGGUUCUGUGCCCAGAUCACUCCAGAGCAGAGUAAGAGGAGCACCAUGGUGGGGACUCCCUAUUGGAUGGCUCCAGAGGUGGUGACCAGGAAGGCUUACGGUCCUAAAGUUGACAUCUGGUCUCUAGGCAUCAUGGCUAUAGAGAUGGUGGAGGGAGAACCCCCUUACCUCAAUGAGAACCCACUCAGGGCGUUGUAUCUGAUUGCGACCAACGGGACUCCAGAGCUUCAGAACCCAGAGAAACUGUCCUCAGUCUUCAGAGACUUCCUCACCUGUUGCCUGGAGAUGGAUGUGGAGAAGAGAGGGAGCGCUAAUGACCUACUACAGCACCAGUUCCUGAAGGUGGCCAAGCCUUUAUCCAGUCUGACUCCUCUCAUCCUGGCAGCCAAAGAAGCAGCCAAGGCUAACCGCUAACCUGCUAGAUGCUAGCACAAUGGAUUCCCCCCCCCCCUCUCGCCUAUGGACCCAGACAGGGGGUGUUUCAGGGUGUCCCAUCCCCCUCAAACCCUUGACCUAUCAUGGUGACUGUGGGAAGGACGCUCUUACUGAUGUCAUUGCUGGUACAAAUACACUGAUUGGAUUGGAGAAAAGUUCCAGGCCCAAAGACUCAUGGGAAUUGUAGUUUCAGCAGGAAAGUGUCUGAACUCUCAACAGACAGUGGCUCUGGACUGGAUCUGAUCUGACCUUUGAACUGUUUGUUUGUUUAUGUCUGACUGUUAUUUUCAUGUGUUUAGGUGUUUUGUUUUGGGGAGAAGUGAUUGGUUGAUUACAGUGUAAGGAAGAGACGCAAAGUGGUACUGUUAUUGUUUAAGUCCCAAACGGCACCAUAGACCCUAAAUAGUGCACUACUUUUGUCAAAAAUAGGGUGCCAUUUGGGACAGUCUUUCAGUCUGAUCAAACGUAUCUCCUUAUCUCUUCUCCUCUCUCCCUCUCUCUCUCUGUCUAGCUGACUGACGCAUGACACCUUUUUAUGGAAUGUCUCAAAUCAUAAUAAUAAUAAUACAAAUGGUGAUGAUGAUGAUAAUGAUGGUACAUGAAGGAUGCCUGUGUAUGAUACAGUAUAGAAGAACAUAUCUAAAUCCUAUUUUUCCAGUACAAUCGGUAUGGUACAAUGUUGGACUGGUACUAGUCCCAAACUUCUGAAGAGAGUAUGUACAUUACAUGUGAAAAAACUGCAUAAAAACCCAACUAAAACA
Molecule: messenger RNA, 2711 nt
Organism: Oncorhynchus gorbuscha (pink salmon)
Lineage: Eukaryota; Metazoa; Chordata; Actinopteri; Salmoniformes; Salmonidae
Product: serine/threonine-protein kinase PAK 1-like
Exons: 16
Coding region: 244-1929 (561 amino acids)
Biological process (GO): regulation of actin cytoskeleton organization; protein phosphorylation; regulation of axonogenesis
Cellular component (GO): cytoplasm
Molecular function (GO): ATP binding; protein serine/threonine kinase activity
Source: RefSeq, a predicted model, not a curated record